Herpailurus yagouaroundi (jaguarundi) is the source of this 1976-nucleotide messenger RNA. It is a transcript of the gene PDIA5, whose product is annotated as protein disulfide isomerase family A member 5. The transcript has 15 exons. The record is from RefSeq and is a predicted model, not a curated record. Gene Ontology annotation, biological process: protein folding. The coding region runs from base 118 to 1398 and encodes 426 amino acids. Gene Ontology annotation, molecular function: protein disulfide isomerase activity. Lineage: Eukaryota; Metazoa; Chordata; Mammalia; Carnivora; Felidae. Gene Ontology annotation, cellular component: endoplasmic reticulum.
CGGGAACUCGGAGGCGGGGAGCGGCUGGGAAGUGGCCGUGUCUGUUGGACCCGGCGGAGCUGCGGGCGCGGGAGCCUGAGUGGAGAACGGAGCCAGCCGUAGGCAGCGGCGGCGGGGAUGGCGCGGGUCGGGCCGGCAUGGCUGCUGCUGCUGCUGGCAGUCUGGGUCGUCCUGCCGACGUGGCUGUCCUGCACAAAGGUCUCCUCACUCAUCGAGAGAAUUUCUGACCCCAAGGACUUGAAAAAACUUCUCAGGACCCGGAAUAAUGUGCUGGUGCUUUACUCCAAAUCUGAGGCUGCAGCGGAAAGUCAUCUCAGGUUGUUGUCCACUGUGGCCCAGGCAGUGAAAGGACAAGGCACCAUCUGCUGGGUAGACUGUGGUGAUGCUGAGAGUAGAAAAUUGUGCAAGAAGAUGAAAGUUGACCUGAGCCCAAAGGACAAAAAGGUUGAAUUAUUCCAUUACCAGGACGGUGCAUUUCAUACUGAAUAUAACCGAGCUGUGACAUUUAAGUCUAUAGUGGCCUUUCUGAAGGAUCCAAAAGGGCCUCCACUGUGGGAGGAAGAUCCUGGAGCCAAAGACGUUGUCCACAUUGACAGUGAAAAGGACUUCAGACGGCUCCUGAAGAAGGAAGAGAAGCCCCUCCUGAUGAUGUUUUAUGCCCCCUGGUGCAGCGUGUGCAAGAGGAUAAUGCCACAUUUCCAGAAGGCCGCGACCCAGCUGCGAGGCCACGUUGUGCUGGCUGGGAUGAAUGUCUACCCCUCGGAAUUUGAAAACGUCAAGGAAGAGUAUAAUGUGCGAGGCUACCCCACCAUCUGCUAUUUCGAGAAAGGACGGUUUCUGUUCCAGUAUGACAACUAUGGGUCCACAGCUGAGGACAUUGUGGAAUGGCUGAAAAAUCCACAGCCGCCACAGCCCCAGGUCCCCGAGACUCCCUGGGCAGAUGAGGGCGGCUCCGUUUAUCACCUGACCGACGAAGACUUUGACCAGUUUGUGAAGGAACACUCCUCUGUUCUCGUCAUGUUCCACGCCCCAUGGUGUGGUCACUGUAAGAAAAUGAAGCCAGAGUUUGAGAAUGCAGCAGAAGUCCUCCAUGGAGAAGCAGACAGCUCUGGUGUCCUUGCAGCUGUCGAUGCCACUGUCAACAAGGCCCUGGCAGAAAGAUUCCACAUCUCCGAGUUUCCUACAUUGAAGUAUUUUAAGAACGGAGAGAAAUAUGCAGUGCCUGCGCUCAGAACAAAGAAGAACUUUAUUGAGUGGAUGCGAAACCCUGAGGCCCCUCCACCCCCAGAGCCCACGUGGGAAGAGCAGCAGACCAGCGUGUUGCACCUGGUAGGGGACAACUUCCGGGAGACCCUGAAGAAGAAGAAGCACACCCUGGUCAUGUUCUAUGCCCCUUAGCACUGACUUCACCUUAAAACCCUGGAAUUUAGCCGACCUAUUUUGGCCUCUGCUUUCCUGGUCUUCCUGAGUACCCCAGCCCAGUCCUCCUCCCUGACCUCCUCCACGUGGCUUUGAUGCCAUCGAGUUUGAAUCUGUGGGAAAAGCACACCACAUUUUUCUGAGCCAACUUCCCCCUCUAUCCCCCUUUUAAUCAAAGUUUAAGUUGAGGAAGUGACACGUGUGAUUGUGACCUUUGGAUUUUGUGUUGUUCCAUCUUGAAGUUAAUUGAUAUUUAAAAGGGAAGGCUCUUGAAUUUCCCACUGUUCUGUUGCCCUUGUCUCUCUCCCCCCGGUUACAGCUCAGCUUAAUGGAGUGGGGAUAAUAAAGCUUCGCUCUACAGAGAAGCCAGGCAACUCAAUCUAGUCAUAAACCUGCUUGCUUGUAGCCAGCCCUCCUGUUGCCUCCCCUCCUGCCCCACUUUUCAAGUGUCAGUAAUCCGUAAAGUCACUCCUCCCUCUCACUUUCUGAGAGGGCUUGCCUCCUGCCCACUUUUCCCAGCCUCAGACCCCUGCCCUCAGGCAACAAAGUGUCCCUCU